AAGGGGCCAUAAACCAGGGCUUGUUUAUGUAGCUGGGAAAGGAAGGGAGGGGGAGAUAACAUUUCUUUUCCUUCUUUCACACAAAGGGCAUUUAUUUGACAACUACAUUUCUCCUGCAGCUGCAUCCUUAUCUAUCCUUACAAGCAACAGGGAAGGGUCAAAUAUGGCAAUUUAUUUAUUAAACAAAGAAAUAAACUGCCCACUUUUGCCUUUGUCCCCUAAUGCCAUGUCAGCGCACUAGCAGCUUAUUGCAAUACUUAACCCUAAAAUAUCCCAACAGACCCAUCCCACCCCCCUCUCCAGACUACGGUGCCCCUGCCCCCUCCCUCAAACUGGACCAAUCCCUCCCCCUCCACAGACAACAAUACCAUCCCCCAAAACUGGACCCGCCCUGCCCCCCCAGAUGACGGCACCCCACCACCCCAAAUUGGAUCCGUCCUUCCCCUCCCCAGAGGAGGGCACCCCCUACCCCAGACUGGACGCAUCUGCCUCCCCUCCCCAGACUAUGGCACCCCCCCGCCACUCCCCUAAACUGGACUUGCCCCUCCUACCUCCCCAGACAACGUUGCCCCCCUAACCAUACUGGACACAUUUUGCCCCCUCCUCAGACGACAGCACCCCCCUGCCCCAAAAUGGACUAAUCCCACCCCUCUUCCCAGAUUAUGGCGUCCCCAGCCCUCUCCCCAAACUUGACCCAUCCUGCCUCCCCCUCCCCCAAACUCAACCUGUCCUGCCCCCAUCCCCAGACGAUGGCACCCCCCAUGCCCCAAACUGGACAUGUCCUGCUCCCCUCCCCAAACGACGGUGCCCCCUGACCCAACUAGACCCAUCCCAGCCUCCUCCCCAGACGAUGGCGUCCCCUGCCCCUCCCCCAAACUCAACCUGUCCCACCCCUCUCCCCAGGCAACACUGCCCCCGGCAUCUUCCCCCAAACUGGAUCUGUCCCGCCCCCUGCCCCCAAAUUGGACAAAUCCUGCCUCCCUCCCCAGAAAAUGGCACCCCUGCGCCCUCCCCAAAAUGGAACCUUCUGUGAGGAAGUGGGGGGUUAUCCUUGUUACGUUGUAUGUGAGUCUUACUGUUGAGACUAUGUGAGUUUUUCUGUUUUGCAUGAAUAAUGUGUACCUCAGUUUCCCUGUGUGCUGCACCAAUACCUGGGUGGUAGGAAUAGGGGUGUGUCACUUUGGCUGAGACCUCUGGGGCAGGUGAGGCUGUUCCAGCUGUCUGCAUGUAUGCUAUGACUGAUGCCCUUUGUAACCUGAGACCCAGGAGGGGGAUGCACCAGGUGAUGACCAGCUGACUCUUUGCCCGGGAAGCAAGACAAAGACAAGGAGGAGGGCAACAUAAGAACAGAAGAAUAGCCACACUGGGUCAGACCAAAGGUCCAUCCAGCCCACUAUCCUGUCUACUGACUGUGGCCAAUGCCAGGUGCCCCAGAGGGAGUGAACCUAACAGGUGAUGAUCAAGUGAUCUCUCUCCUGCCAUCCAUCUCCACCCUUUGACAGAGGCUAGGGACACCAUUCCUUACCCAUCUUGGCUAAGGUUAAUGGACUUAACCCCCAUGAAUUUAUCUAGUUCUCUUUUAAACCCUGUUAUAGUCCUAGCCUUCACAACCUCCUCAGGCAAGGAGUUCCACAGGUUGCCUGUGCGCUGUGUGAAGAAAAACUUCCUUUUAUUUGUUUUAAACCUGCUACCCAUUAAUUUCAUUUGAUGGCCCCUAGUUCUUAUAUUAUGGGAACAAGUAUUCUCUAUCCCUUUUUUAUUGAUUCCUAACAUCCUGUUAACUUUUUUGACUGCCCCUGCACACUGCCUGGACGUCUUCAGAGAACUAUCCACGAUGACUCAGGGGUGUCUGAGGUCAGGUUGCUGGAAGCUGGCAGUUUGCUUGUGGGGACUGUAAGAGGGGGAGUCCACGGCUUCUGGCCCAGGACUCCCCAAGAUGGACUUGGCUGACAGUCACUGAUUUCUGUGCUAACAAAUUCUGUUCUAUGCUGUGUUCCUGUCGACUAAAAAACCUUCUGUUUUACACUGGCUGAGAGUCACGUCUGACUGCAGAGUUGGGGUGCAGGGCCCUCUGGCUUCCCCAGGAGCCCCGCCUGGGUGGACUCGCUGCGGGAAGCACACGGUGUGGAAGGGGAUGCUGAAUGCUCCGAGGUCAGAUCCAGGAAGGUGAAAGCGGUGCUACGGCGCUGCUCCUUCUCGUAGCUGGACUCGUCCCACCUCCGCAGUCUACAGCGCACCCCAGCCGCUCCCCAAAACUGGAGCCAUCCCUCCCCCGCCAAUGGCGCUGAAGGCCCCCUUCCCCAAACCGAGCGUGGGGGGAGCAAUGGGAGCAACGCCUGUUCGAGCGCUCAAGGCUCGAGCAAUUAGCGCUGAGUCCCGGCCCGGCGGGGCAAUGUUCCGCGCGCGCAGGGGUAAAGUCGGCUCGGGGAGGGGCAAAAGGCCGAUUAGCGCCCGCGGGUCUCGAACCCCCGGAGGGGCUGGCGGUUCAAGUCAAGAAGUAACCGCUGAGCUAGAGCCGGCCCACUAGGCAGAUCCGCCUGCAGGCCCUAAGAGUUCUCAGCCGGGCGUGACCAUGCAAAGGACAAGCGAGAGGAUAAACGUCAUAAACCGUUUAAAUUGCCCUCCCCGAGGCGGGUCCUGGAAGAGGAAAGGCUAACCCGGCGCCUAGCGCAAGCGCCUGACUGGAACGCAUCCACUCCUUCCCUGCCAGGACCGUUCCAUGCCGAGAUGGUGGCGCCCAGAGAGGGAACGUCUCAGGAGCUGGAGGCAGCCGUGCAGGAGGAGGAAGAUGCAGGGCAUAUGCAGGCAGAUCUGGAGCAGGAGGAGCUGGAGCCCAGGCUCCGAGACACCCCAGAGGACAUCUCCUUUGAAGCUGCUGCCAACACCAUUGCCUUCCACCCCAGCCAGGACAUCCUUGCAGCCGGCGAUGUGGACGGCGAUGUCUAUGUGUAUUCGUACUCUUGCCUGGAGGGUGGGAACCGGGAGCUCUGGUCCUCAGGACAUCACCUGAAAUCCUGCCGGGAAGUGUCCUUUUCCCACGAUGGACACAAGCUCUUCACUGUGUCCAAGGAUAAAUCCAUCCACAUCCUGAACGUGGAGGAGGGCCGGCUGGUGACACGCUUCUCCAAGGCUCACAGCUCGGCCCUGAACAGCCUGCUGGUGAUAGAUGACCACCUCUUUGCCACGGGGGAUGAUGGUGGGAUGCUGAAGGUGUGGGACCUCCGCAAAGGCACAGACAUCAUGGAGAUGCGGCAGCAUGAGGAGUACAUCAGCAGCAUGGCCAUAGAUGAGAACAAGAAGCUCCUGCUCACCACCAGCGGUGAUGGAACCAUGGGUGUCUUCAACAUCAAGAGACGGCGCUUUGAGCUGCUCUCAGAGCCUCAGAGUGGAGACCUGACGUCCAUCGCGCUGAUGAAGAGGGGGAAGAAAGUGGUGUGUGGCUCUAGCGAGGGGACCAUUUAUCUCUUCAACUGGGACGGUUUUGGUGCCACGAGCGACCGCUUUGCAGUGAAGGCCGAGUCCGUCGACUGCAUGGUCCCCGUCACGGAGAAUGUCCUUUGCACGGGUUCCAUCGAUGGAGUCAUCAGGGCGGUGAAUAUCUUACCUAAUCGGGUGAUAGGCAGCGUUGGGCAGCACCUGGGGGAGCCCAUUGAACAGCUGGCCAAGUCCCACACUGGUCAGCUGCUGGCCAGCAGUGGCCACGACCAGAAGGUGAAGUUCUGGGACAUCUCAUCACUCCGCUCCAUGGUGGUGGAUGAUUACCGGAAGAGGAAGAAGAGUGGGCAGCUGAAGGCCCUGAGCUGCAAAGCCUUGGGCGGCAGAGAGGACUUCUUUGCCGACAUGAGAGAGGAGGCAGAGGCCCCGAAGGAGGAGCAGGAGGAGGAGAGCGACAGCAGUGACAGUAACUGAUGGAGCCCAGUGGCCUCUGGGAGAUUCCAUGGCCAGAAAGCUCCGUAGAGACAUGGACUAUGAAGCCAGCAGAUUCUGCAGCCAUGGGAAGGAUGCAUACUCACUGUGUUGUGGAAGCAGCUGGAGGCCGAGCUUAUUUCCCCAUAGAGGACUGGCUCAUUUGGGAGUGUUCUUGCAGGCCAGAGUGCUAGCAGGGCCCUUGGUGCAGCUGAGUUGACAAGGCGCAACAUCCCUCUCUGCAUUCCUCAUUAAAGGCCGAUAGAGGUCUUAUUGGGAGAGGGGCUGGAACCUCCUGCCAGCUGGGAUGACCAGGCUUUGUUUGGAAAGAAGCAACUCUCCUGAUGGGAAAGGAGUGUCUCCAGUUUUCUCUCUCCAAGAGGAAAAAACCUACCUCAGACCCCUCUCCACCCUCUGCCCCAGCCCUUCCCUUGUGAGCUCUCACGAGCACCAGCUGCUUUAUGGGACCAGGGCUGAGUCCUGAAUUCCUUCCCCAGCCCUGCUGGUUGGCAGGAGCCUAGAGGUGAAUGUGGUGGUCUGUGCUCCAGGAGCUCUCUCCAAACUCCUUUGUGUACCAAAGAAUCCCUGCAGCCUCUGGAGCAUGGGAAAUGCAGAGAACAAUGUGUAUUCCAGUCUCCUCUGCAUGGAGCACUGGGCCAGGGCCCUAGAGCAUCUGGCUGUGCUUGUCUGAAGCAGGUGCCUGAGCUCUGAGUGCCGCUUGUGGGAUUACACAGCAGAGGGUUCCCCGUUGCUCCUGUGUCACCCGAGAUGCCGAAAGCCACUUUCUCAGAACUGCUGCUUAGGCACCUGUAGUAAUGAGAUGUGGGACAGGGAGGGGAAUGGGAAGAAGAAUCCCCCCGGCUGCCAGCCAUGUUUCACACCAACCCCCUCCCUGGCUUCUUGAAGUUUGCUACAAAAUACUGAGCUCAGAGCCCCUUUGCUGGUCUGGGCAAUAUGGGCACUGUUGCCAGCUGUAUUUCUGACAGGCCAGGCUCUCCCCAGCCACCCUCACAACUUCUCCUCCCUUUAAAGGUGUCUUCAAGAAAAACAACAGCCAGUUGCACCAGCUUCUCUCCAAGCUGGGAAGAUUCAUGUAGACAAGAAACUUGGACAAGCUACAGUGCAGGGCCCAGUGCUGCCUGUCUCAGGAGAGUAACUGAUUCCCAUUGUAAAUUUGUAUGUGAAUAAACCACCAGGAAGCCUGUGUCCCAA
This is a messenger RNA of Chelonia mydas (Green sea turtle), 5118 nucleotides long. RefSeq names its product WD repeat domain 55 (gene WDR55). The record is from RefSeq and is a predicted model, not a curated record. Gene Ontology annotation, molecular function: protein binding. Lineage: Eukaryota; Metazoa; Chordata; Testudines; Cheloniidae. Bases 2728 to 3909 code for a protein of 393 amino acids. The transcript has 10 exons.